CCCUUUACAACCGACUCAAACUAAACGUGCAUCAUACUUUGAAAAAUUCUGGACGACGCGCGAUUUCGUUUUCGUGGACGCAAACGACACUGAUCGAGCGUGCAAGAUCUAUUCCUGCGAAUAAUAAAUAUUGCGUGACCUCGUGACCUCUCAGUCGCAGGCAGUGAGGCGUCGAACAUGGCUGGGUUUUUUGGCGGAAUCGGCGGCUCACGCCUGCCUCUAAAUGAAAAUGAUAUAGAGAACGUUUUGACAGCGAUGGGUGAUGGUAAUCUCUCGGAUAUUGACGAAUUCGAAGAUUCAGACGACGAUUGUGACCCAACUGCGAUUGAACGGCUGGUAUUAGAAGGCCUGGAUUCUGGAGACGUCUUAUUAGACCAGAGUUAUGCUGAGCCCAUCCCCGACCAAGGACAGUGUCUACCACCGCCGUCAGCUGUGUCAUUUGGCGAAGAUAUCUCCUGUUCUUCAGCAAAUACGAACAAUAUCCCACUUCAGGUGAGCCAAUUGCCAAGUCACACAAUUAAUACACCAACCCCUGAUAAUUUCGCACAAAGAUCAUCUACAAGGUCGUCAUCAAGUCAUUCUCCUACUGUAUCGUCCUCUAGAGAAAACAGGAACAGUACUAGGCGCAACACUGCUAACAUUCAACCAGUUCAACCGAAUUCUACUAACAGGUCUACUUUCUCCAUACAAAACCAACCAUCGACUUCGCGCCCUGAUCUUUGGAAAGAAACACCUUUUGAAGAUAAGCCACACAAUUUUGAAAAACCCAGCGUAAGACCAGUUCAAGCUCCUGUAGAGUAUUUCAAAGAAUAUUUUGAUGACGAGUUUUAUGAACUAAUAAGUUUGUGUACAAAUAAUUAUUUCAUGCGAAAGAGUGGCAGAGAAUUAAAAACAUCUCGAUCUGAAAUAAUUAAGUUAUUUGGAAUCCAUAUCAUGAUGGGUUGUAUUCCCUAUCCAAGGGUGACAAUGUAUUGGCGGGCUGGAAUAGCAUUAGAAAAAAUUACGUCUAAGAUGAGCAGAGAUCGCUUUCAAGCACUCAGAAAUGCAUUGCAUGUUGUUAAUACAGACAUUCAACCCCCUAGUCAAGAACCUAAUGUACUUUGGAAGGUGCAGCCAAUUAUAGACCAAGUAAGAAAUGGAUGUUAUAAACAAGAACGUACUCCCGGUUACUACUCUAUCGACGAGCAGAUGAUACCAUUUACUGGAAGAUGUGCCGUCCGUCAAGUGGUAAAAAACAAACCUCGACCUGUGGGACUCAAAAACUUUGUUUUGACGACUAGUUCAGGCCUCAUGUUGGAUUUUGAGAUUUACAAAGGCGCAAAGACAAUGUUUGAAGAGACGAGGCUAGGCCUCGGACCAUCUGUCAUUCUUCAUUUAGCUAGAAGUGUCCCAGUUGGCAGUUGCUUGUACCACGAUAGGUAUUUUACUACGAUACCUUUGAUAGAGGAGUUAAACAAGCGAGGUAUCCACAGCACUGGGACUAUAAUGCAUAAUCGAAUACCUGACAGGACUAGCCUUAAGUUUAAAAAGGACUCACUUAUGCAACGAGGCGAAAGUCAGCAAAUGGUGCGGGAUUCAUCAGUUCUUGUAAAAUGGAAGGACAAUACCACUGUAACCCUAGCGUCCAACUGUACAGGUGCCUCGACCACAGAUAUUGUGAAACGGUGGGAUAGGAAAAACCGUCAAUAUAUCGACGUACCAGCCCCUAAAAUAGUGAUGAAUUAUAACAAACACAUGGGCGGGGUGGAUGUCCUGGACCAGCAAAUGGAAUACUAUAGAACUUUUAUAAAAACUAAAAAAUGGACAUUGAAGGUACUUAUUCAUUUUUUAGAUUUGUCUUUAGUUAAUUCUUGGCGCGCUUACAAAAAUGAUUGUUUAGCUAACAAAUACCCAAGAAAUAAAACGUUAGAUUUGUUAGAUUUUCGUCUUGAAAUAGCGGAGGUAUUGCUAAAUAGCCCUGAUAAGCAGCGUCGUUCCUCUGAUGAAGAUACGAUGGAGAUUAAUGUGCCAAAAAAGUUUAAAAAGGCCAUAAAGCCUUCUAUAUCUUUAAGAUAUGAUGGUUAUAAUCACUUGCCACAGUUUGAUGACCUUAAGUCUCCUAGAGCAUGUCAAAAUGAAAAUUGCAAAAGUCGUACGAAGACACGAUGCAUCAAAUGCAAUGCCUAUCUUUGUAUAGCUCGUAAUCAGAAUUGUUUCAAAGAUUUUCAUUCUGCCUAAUGUAAAAGUAAUUUUAUAUUUUAAUUAUGGAGAGUUGUUUUUUGUUUUGAGUAUUUUUAUAAUUUUUAAGUCAUGAAAAGACAUUUAAUUUUGUUAAA
Messenger RNA from Amyelois transitella, 2315 nucleotides. RefSeq names its product piggyBac transposable element-derived protein 3-like. Lineage: Eukaryota; Metazoa; Arthropoda; Insecta; Lepidoptera; Pyralidae. The record is from RefSeq and is a predicted model, not a curated record. The transcript is spliced from 2 exons. Bases 178 to 2217 code for a protein of 679 amino acids.